AUGUGCAGGAGCAAGAGUUUGCUCCUGGCUGCUUUGAUGUCAGUGUUGUUCCUCCAUCUCUGCAGCAAGUCAGAAGCAGCAAGCAACUUUGAUUGCUGUCUUCGAUAUACAGAACAUGUCCUUCAUCCCAAAUUUAUCACGGGCUUCACACAGCAGCUGGCCAAUGAAGCUUGCGACAUCAAUGCUGUCAUCUUUUACACAAAGAAAAGAUUGGCUGUGUGUGCAGAUCCAAAGAAGAAGUGGGUGAAAAAGGCUGUGCAUAUCCUCAGCCACAGAGUCAAGAAGAUGUAAAACGGAUGCUCUCUGGAAUGGAAUUGGACAGAGCCCAUGAACAAAAAGAAUCUA
This is a messenger RNA of Neomonachus schauinslandi (Hawaiian monk seal), 345 nucleotides long. It is a transcript of the gene CCL20, whose product is annotated as C-C motif chemokine ligand 20. Gene Ontology annotation, molecular function: CCR chemokine receptor binding; chemokine activity. Bases 1 to 291 code for a protein of 96 amino acids. The transcript is spliced from 4 exons. The record is from RefSeq and is a predicted model, not a curated record. Gene Ontology annotation, biological process: cellular response to interleukin-1; positive regulation of GTPase activity; G protein-coupled receptor signaling pathway. Gene Ontology annotation, cellular component: extracellular region. Lineage: Eukaryota; Metazoa; Chordata; Mammalia; Carnivora; Phocidae.